Molecule: messenger RNA, 2020 nt
Organism: Drosophila novamexicana
Lineage: Eukaryota; Metazoa; Arthropoda; Insecta; Diptera; Drosophilidae
Gene: Aldh-III
Product: aldehyde dehydrogenase family 3 member B1
Exons: 13
Coding region: 272-1768 (498 amino acids)
Biological process (GO): aldehyde metabolic process
Cellular component (GO): cytoplasm
Molecular function (GO): aldehyde dehydrogenase (NAD+) activity
Source: RefSeq, a predicted model, not a curated record
CACAGCGGCUGAUUUAGUCAACUGCUCGCCAAUUCAAUUUCAAUCUUCUCGUCGUCGUGAACGUCGUCGGUUGUGUUUUUGUCUGUUAUUUGUGCGUUGCGCGUACAUUUAUUGUCAAUUAAUCGCUCGCUUUUACGCCCCAUUGCCACAGCUUCUGCGGUUAGCCUGUGUCUCUGUGCCCCGCCAACAAAAAAAAAACAGUAAAAAAGCAGAAAGCGAAAACGCCGCGCCCGCACCCGCACCCGCAACCGCUCCUGCACAGCCUGAUAUAAUGGCAAAUUUCGAUGAUACACUGCAGCGCGCCCGUCUCGCCUUCGCCAGCGGCAAGACCAGGAACGUAAGCUUUCGACGCAAGCAAUUGGAAAAUCUACUGCGCUGCUAUGAGGAGCAUGAGAACGAGAUUAUCAGCGCCCUGGAGGCUGAUUUGCGACGACCCAAACAGGAGAGUUUAAUUGUGGAAACGGAAUUCAUGAAGAACGACAUCAAGCACAUACUCUAUCAUCUGAACGACUGGGUCAAGCCCGAAAAGCCGGACAAAUCGUUUGUCAAUAUGCUGGACGAUGUGCAGAUCUAUAAUGAUCCCUUUGGCGUUGUCCUGGUAAUUGGCGCCUGGAACUAUCCGCUGCAGCUGUUGCUGGUGCCCGUUGCCGCUGCCAUUGCUGCCGGCAAUUGUGUCGUGCUCAAGCCCAGCGAAAUCGCCGGCAAUUGCGCCAAGUUCAUUGCGGAGACAAUACCCAAAUAUCUGGAUAAUGAUUGUUAUCCCGUCGUCUGCGGCGGACCCAGCGAGACGGCCGAGUUGUUAAACAAACGCUUCGAUUAUAUAUUCUACACGGGCUCCACGCGCGUCGGCAAAAUUGUGCACGCGGCGGCCAAUAAGAACUUGACGCCCACAACCCUGGAGCUGGGCGGCAAGAGCCCCUGUUAUAUUGACAAGUCGGUGGAGUUGCGCACAGCUGUCAAGCGCAUACUGUGGGGCAAGCUGAUCAACUGUGGCCAGACAUGCAUUGCACCCGACUACAUACUCUGCUCCAAGGAGAUGGAGCAAAAGUUCAUAGCCGAGGCCAAGGAGGUGCUCAAGGAGUGGUACGGCGACAAUAUACAAAGCAGCCCGGAUCUGAGUCGUGUGAUCAACCAAAACAAUUUCCAGCGUCUGUUGGGUCUGAUGAAGUCCGGUCGCGUUGCCGUGGGCGGCAAAUACGAUGCCAGCGAGCGUUUCAUAGAGCCCACAAUUCUAGUUGAUGUUAAGCCAGACGAUCCCAUCAUGGGAGAGGAAAUCUUUGGCCCCAUCUUGCCCAUUUACACAGUUGAGAAUGCCUACGAUGCGAUCAAGUUCAUCAAUGCCAGAGAAAAUCCGCUCGUCCUGUAUAUUUUCACAUCGGAAACAGAGGUUCUCGAUCUGUUCGUGAAUGGCACACAAUCGGGCGGAAUGUGCGUCAAUGACACGAUAAUGCAUUAUGCCGUUGAUACCCUGCCUUUUGGCGGCGUCGGCAUGAGCGGCAUGGGCAGUUAUCAUGGCAAAUAUGGAUUCGAUACCUUCACGCACAAGAAGUCGUGCCUGGGCAAGAACCUGGCCAUGCUGGGCGAAAAGAUGGCAUCGGCACGCUAUCCGCCGUAUUCGGAUCGGAAGAGUUCGCUGCUUUCGUUCCUGUUGCGCAAACGCCGUCCACUCCCCAAUUUGUAUCUGUCACACAUAUUUGCCGCUGGUCUUGGCAUUGGGCUCACAUUCUUGAUGAACUAUUAUCUGCAGGGCAAGCUGUUGUCGCGCUAGAACCCAUUAAAUCUAUGGGUCGGACUUGGGCCGUAACACACCAUGAGCCAGUGGACUUUUGUCAUUUAUACUAUAUUUGGAUUCGCAUUCGCAAAAUCAGAAUCAAACUAAAUAUGAGCAUGUACUUUUGUACUUUUAAUACGCAAAACGGUGGGUGAUGUAAUGCUAUUGGAUACUCCGCUUUAUACUAGUUAUUGUUAUUUAGUUGCUAUUUAAAUAAACACAAAAAUAAAUGUUAAAAAAAAAAACAAA